This is a messenger RNA of Onychomys torridus (southern grasshopper mouse), 5912 nucleotides long. RefSeq names its product WD repeat domain 90 (gene Wdr90). The transcript has 41 exons. The coding region runs from base 18 to 5633 and encodes 1871 amino acids. The record is from RefSeq and is a predicted model, not a curated record. Gene Ontology annotation, cellular component: centriole. Gene Ontology annotation, molecular function: protein binding. NCBI's taxonomy places the organism in Eukaryota, Metazoa, Chordata, Mammalia, Rodentia, Cricetidae.
GCGCGAGCUGUAGCGCCAUGGCCGGAGGUGGCGGUGCGCGCCCGGCGCGCUGCGGUCUGGUCUCGCGUUCUGGGAGCCCCGGGUUGGAGGUCCCCCCUGCGUCACUCCCUAUCCCUCGCGCGGAAGCCCGUCCCGCUGGCGGAGGCGAAAGGUCGCGGCGCGCUGCCCAAGACCGGAGCUCAGGAGGCGUCCCUUCUCCUGCAGCUUGGCAGCACCCCUUCCUCAACGUAUUCCGACACUUCAGGGUGGAUGAGUGGAAACGGUCCAGCAAAGAGGGAGAUGUGGCCGUGGUGACGGACAAGGUCCUGAAGAGCGCCGUGUACCGCAUCCGUGGGUCUGUUUCCUCCAGCAACUACAUUCAGCUUCCUAGAACCAGUACCCAGUCCCUGGGGCUGACUGGGCGGUACCUGUAUGUACUUUUCCGGCCCCUGCCUACCAAGCACUUUGUCAUCCACCUGGACGUGUCCACUGAGGACGGCCAGGUCAUCCGUGUGUCUUUCUCCAACCUCUUUAAGGAGUUCAAGUCCUCUGCCACAUGGCUUCAGUUCCCCUUUGUCUUCGAGACUAAGACGUCCAGAAGAGACCUGGCAGGUGUAGCUCCUCGUGAUGUCCGCUGGACCUGCCUGCAGCUGGACCUGCAUGACAUUUUGAUGUUCUAUCUGAACCGGCACUACGGCCACCUCAAGAGCAUCAGGCUGUGUGCCAGCCUAUUAGUCAGAAACCUCUACACCAGUGAUCUGUGCUUUGACCCUGCUGUCACUGUCACUGAGGCCCGGCGUGCAAAGUUGCCUGUCAACCCCGUGCCUCGAGAAAUGGCCUUCCCAGUGCCAAAAGGGGAGAGCUGGCAUGACCUUUACAUCCAUGUUCGGUUUCCAAGUGAUAGCUCAAAAGCACCUCAUGAGCAGGUUGAGAGGAGCUGCCCCCCUCCAGAGGCAGGGCAUGUGUCACGGCGCCCGCCUCAUCCAGUGGUCUUUGGCAAACCUUUGCUGAGCAGUGGGUCCCCUGUGGCCCAGAUCUCUAGUCCCAUAUUGCCCUGCCAGGUCCCCUCGGCACCCAGACUUCUUCCAGAGGUCAGCCUGACCUACAAGCAUCCAGAGGUCUCCAGUGUACGUGCUUCCAGCAUCCCUGGCCAACGUCCUUCAGCCUGGGACGAGGCCACUGAUGCACACACAGUGGUCAGUGGUAAACAUGUACUUGCUGACAAAUCGUCUAGGGUGCCCAUGGCCCUUGAGGACCUCGGCUCCUGUAAGCUCUUCCUCCCAGACCCAGUCCUGAGGCUCAAAGGAGUCAUCGGUUUUGGGGGUCACAGCACCCAGUGGGCCCUGUGGACCAAAGAUGGCGUGUCUGUUGUUUACCCUUGCCAUGCAGUCAUCAUCGUCCUACACAUUGAUACUAGACAGCAGAGAUUUUUCCUUGGCCACACAGACAAGGUCUCUGCACUGGCACUUGAUGGGAAUGAUACACUGCUUGCCUCAGCCCAAGUGCAGCCUCCCAGCAUGGUGCGUCUCUGGGACUUCCAGACUGGGGGAUGCCUGUCCCUCUUCCGAAGCCCACUGCACACCAUCUGCUCCCUCAGCUUCUCUGGCAGUGGUGCGCUCCUCUGCGGUGUGGGCAAGGACAAGCACGGGAGGACGGUGGUGGUGGCCUGGGGCACAGACCAGGUGGGCCUUGGUGGCGAGGUAGUGGUUCUUGCAAGAGUGCAUACUGAUUUUGAUAUUCAGAACUUCCGGAUUGCCUUUUUUGAUGAAACCAGGAUGGCGUCAUGUGGUAGGGGCAGUGUGCGGCUGUGGCGACUGCGGGGUGGUGCCCUGCGCUCCUGUGCUGUGGACCUAGGAGAGUACUGUGCUCUGGAACUCACUGACCUUGCCUUUGCACAGACCCCGGAUGGCCACCGGGCACCCUCGGCCAGCAUACUCUUUGUGUGUAGCCAUAGCGGCCACAUUUUGGAGAUUGACCACCAGCACAUGGCUGUGCUGCACAUCCGCCGCUUGCUGCCCACACAGCCCCCUGCUGUUCCGCUCACUGAGAAGCAGAACUUCAGCUCAGGGUCCGGCAUUGCCAUCAGCAGCCUCAGCGUCUCUACUGCCACAUGUGCUGUGGGCUCUGAGGAUGGCUACCUGCGACUCUGGCCCCUGGACUUUUCCUCGGUGCUCCUAGAGGCCGAACACGAUGGCCCUGUGAGUUCAGUCUCCUUCAGUCCCGAUGGCCUGCGUGUGCUGUCCACCACUACUUCAGGCCAUCUGGGCUUCCUGGACGUCCCCUCCCGGGAGUAUACUGUGCUGGCACGCUCCCACAUGGCCCCAGUGCUGGCGCUUUCUACAGAACAGAACCGGGGACAGAUGGCCACUGUGUCCCUUGACCACACUGUUCGCAUCUGGGAUCUAGCUACCCUCCAACAGCUGUAUGACUUCUCCUCUGGUGAAACCCCUUGUGCUGUCGCCUUCCACCCCACAUUGCCAAACUUCUUCUGUGGCUUCAGCAGUGGGGCUGUACGCUCCUUCAGCCUGGAGGACUCUGGAGCACUGGUAGAACACACGCGUCACCGAGGGGCCAUCACCAGCCUGGUCAUCACCCCUGACGGCAGAUUCCUGUUCAGCUCCUGUUCUCAGGGCUCCCUGGUCCAGUACAGCUGUGCCGUCUCCCGAUGCUGCGUCCUACGUGUGGCAGCCAACAUGGUAUAUCAGGAUGGCCGCCCCAACCCCAAUAUUCUGGCAGUCAGUGGAGACAGCUGCCGGCUGGCCUUUGUGGGCCCCUCUAAGUGCAUGGUGACAGUCAUGGAGUCAGCCUCCUUGGACGAGCUACUACACGUUGAUGUCAGCACCCUCAACCUGGCCAGCAACCACCUGGACUGGGCUGUGGCUGUGUGCUUCAGCCCUGGGGACUCAGGCCAUCUGCUGGUGUCCACAUCCUCUAACAAAAUUGUGGUACUGGAUGCUGUGUCGGGACACACUAUCCGGAAGUUUUCCAGUGUCCGCUCCAGAGCCUGCUCCUCUCUGGCUCUUAGUGAGGAUUCGAGUUUGCUGCUGGCAGCCACUGGCCGGACCAUUACAGUAUGGGAUUAUCCAGCACAGGGGAACUCCGGCUGCCAGGUAUACAUUGGCCACUCUGAGCCUGUACAUGUUGUAGCCUUCACCCCUGAUCAGCAGCAGGUCCUCAGCGUGGGGGAUGCCAUCUUCCUCUGGGAUGUCCUGGCUGCCCCUGAGAGUGACCCAAGUGAACCUGGGGUCCCUCCAGUCCAUGAGGCCGGCUCCAGCGUAGGACAGCUGGAGGACCUGGCUUCUGGGGCCAGUGGACUCCCUCGGCAGCAAGUGCCCAUUCCAUCUCCGGCAUCCCCAUCCCCAUUGAGUGUCCAUGACAGGCCCUUUGAAGGCAGCGCUGGCACUUUCUCCACAUCGGAUGAGGAAGGACCCUGUGAGGAAAACCAUGUUUCUGAGGCAUUCCUUCAAGGCCAGGGGCCGACCCCACCUGUGCUCGUAGAGAGGGAGGCCAGUGGAGCUGGGGAUGGUCCUCGGGAGGCUGCCAAGGGCUCUUGGGCACCAGCUGCAGUUCCUUAUCACUGCAGCCAGACAGGUGAAUGGAGCCUUCGGAGAGUAAAGGCUGGGCUCCCAACCCGCCCGGACUCCUACAAGCACUUCACUGCUCGAUAUAAGGCCUCUACACGGGUCAAGAGUGUCUCCCUCCCUCCCGUUGGCAGGGAGCAGCUGCGACUGAAGGCCGUUGUGGGCUACAAUGGGAACGGGCGGGCCAACAUGGUCUGGAGGCCCAAUACAGGCUUCUUUGCCUACACGUGUGGCCGACUGGUGGUGGUCGAGGACCUGCAUUCUGGCACCCAGCAGCACUGGCUUGGCCAUCCCCAGGAGAUCUCUACCCUGGCACUCAACCAGGAUGGCCAGGUCUUGGCCUCUGCCUCCUGCUGUGGCAACACAGCUGCCCGCUGUCAGAUCCGAAUUUGGGAUGUCCCCAAGGGCCUGUGUCGGCACAUCCUUUCCCACCAUGACACAGCUGUACAAGCUCUGGCCUUCUCACCAGAUGAUGAGUUCCUUGUGACACUGGGGGACUAUGCUGACCUCACCCUUGCCUUGUGGAGCAUGGCCACCUAUGAACUCCUGUCAUCUACUCGCCUCCCAGAGCCUGCGCAUGGUGUGGCCUUCAACCCCUGGGAUGCCAAUGAGCUCAUCUCUGUGGGCACAAGUGCCAUUACCUUCUGGCUCCUGCAGCACCAUGGGACAGACACCAGCUUCCAGGUACACCGAGAACCAGUCCCCGAGGAACUGGGGACAUCCGAGUUGACCUCACUCUGCUGUGGGGCCAGCCCCCUGCUCUACUGUGGCUCCAGCUCUGGCCAGGUCUGUGUCUGGGACACUGGCACUGGCCGCUGCUUCCUGGCCUGGGAGGCUGAUGAAGGCGAGAUUGGAGUGCUGCUGUGCUCGGGUUCGAGACUGGUCAGUGGCAGUAACACAAGAAGGCUGCGCCUUUGGGCUGUGGGGGUUGUGCCAGAACUGAGGCGCAAGGGCUCAAGUGCCAGAUCCAAUUCUGUUUUAAUGGAGCGUGAGCUGACCCUGGAUGGGGCUGUUGUGAGUGCCAGCUUUGACAGUGGCAUGGACAUGGGUGUAGUGGGCACCACAGCUGGCACACUCUGGUACAUCAGCUGGACAGAGGGCACUAGCACCCGCCUCAUCAGUGGCCACAGGAGCAAGGUAAACGAGGUGGUCUUCAGUCCCAGCGAGUCUCACUGUGCCACUUGUGGCGAGGAUGGGAGCGUGAGGGUGUGGUCUUUGGCCAGCAUGGAGCUGGUAAUCCAGUUCCAAGUGCUGAACCAGAGCUGCCUCUGCCUUGCGUGGACACCCCCAUCCUGUGAACGCCCAGAGCAGCAGCAGGUGGUGGCAGGCUAUAGUGAUGGCACACUUCGAGUCUUCAGCAUCUCUCGUACUGCCAUGGAGCUCAAGAUGCACCCUCACCGGACUGCUCUGACAGCCAUUGCCUUCUCCACUGAUGGUCAGACCAUCCUAUCUGGAGACAAGGAUGGGCUUGUGGCUGUAAGCCGCCCCUGUACAGGAAUGACCUUCCGAGUACUCAGUGACCACCGGGGUGCUCCAAUCUCUGCUAUCCAGAGCACAGGCAAAGAGUAUGAAGACCUAGGGGUAGAGGGUGGAGAACUGUGGCUCGCUGCAAGCGGGGACCAGCGGGUCAGCAUCUGGGCCUCUGACUGGCUCCGGGACCGCUGUGAGCUCCUGGAGUGGUUGAGCUUCCCUGCACCUGCCACCUCAGAGGCUCUAGGCCUCCUGCCCCCAUCUCUUGCUGCCUUCUGCCCUUGGGAUAGGGCGAUACUGGUGUGCGUGGGCCUUGGUACACAUGAAGAGGUGCUCUUCUAUAGCCUCCGCCAAAAGCAGGUAGUGCAGAAGAUGCCGCUGCCCUUCUUUGCCAUGUCCUUGAGCCUGUCCCCAGGGGCCCAGCUCAUGGUGGUUGGCUUUGCUGAAUGCAUGCUGAGGCUCCUAGACUGCGUGUCAGGGACUGCCCAGGACUUUGAAGGCCAUGAUGACUCAGUACACCUGUGUAGGUUCACCCCGUCUGGCAAACUGCUCUUCACAGCUGCUCAUAAUGAGAUCCUGGUGUGGAAAGUCACCAGCCCCUGAACUAUUGCUAGGAACAUAAGCAGAAAAGCCAGGCUGUGAAUUGCUGUAUGCUGAGCCAGGAUGUCUGGGACAGGCUCCAGAACUACAUAUCUUGAAUGUGGGUGACCUGAACAGAUUAAGAAGGCAAUGUCUUAGAAUGUGUGAAGACAUGGAUUCGAUCCCCAGAAUCACUCCCCGCCACACACACACACACACACACACAAGACUUAAUAUACUGGGAAGGUUUUUCACAUAAGGUUGUUUUAUUGUUUUUAUUUUGUACAGUUUAAAUAAAUAAAA